This is a messenger RNA of Heterocephalus glaber (naked mole-rat), 1819 nucleotides long. Lineage: Eukaryota; Metazoa; Chordata; Mammalia; Rodentia; Bathyergidae. The record is from RefSeq and is a predicted model, not a curated record.
AGCUUUAUAAGAAGAAUAACUUUUCUAUUAUUUUAGAUUGUACAAAUAGGCUGGCUGGGUGAGAUUCACAGAAACAUCUUCUGUUCUUGGGGAGGACAAGUCCCUCCUUUUAUACCAGCACAGAGACUUCCUUGGCUCCCAAGCUGUUGUCCUUCCAUGAUGUGGCUCUAUGGUCUGUUUUUGGCAUCUCUUGCUACUUGUAUGUGUCGGGCAGCUCACCCAUCCUCACCACCUGUGGUGGACACUGUGUAUGGCAAAGUCCUGGGGAAGUAUGAGAGCCUGGAAGGAUUUGCACAGCCAGUGGCCAUUUUCCUGGGAGUCCCUUUUGCCAAACCCCCUCUUGGAUCCCUGAGAUUUGCUCCUCCACAGCCACCAGAGCCAUGGAGCUUCGUGAAGAACACCACCUCCAGUCCUCCUAUGUGCUCCCAAGAUCCAGCAGUAGGGCAGAUGGAGUCAGACUUCGCGAAAAUCAAAGAACACACUCUCAUAUAUUCUGAAGACUGUCUGUACCUAAAUAUUUAUACUCCUGCUGACUUGACUAGGAAAACUAGGCUGCCGGUGCUGGUGUGGAUCCAUGGAGGUGGUCUGAUCGGGGGUGGAGCAUCAAUCUACAAUGGGCUGACCCUCUCUGCCCAUGAAAAUAUGGUGGUGGUUAACAUUCAGUACCGUCUAGGAAUCUGGGGAUUCUUCAGCACAGGGGAUGAACACAGCAGGGGGAACUGGGGUCACUUGGACCAGGUGGCCGCAUUGCACUGGGUCCAGGACAACAUUGCCAAUUUUGGAGGGAGCCCAGAUUCUGUGACAAUCUUUGGAGAGUCAGCAGGAGGCGAAUGUGUCUCUGUACUUCUAUUGUCUCCCCUGGCCAAGAACCUCUUCCACAGGGCCAUUUCUCAGAGUGGUGUGGUCCUCACUACUGGUCUCUUCAGCAAAAACAUCAAGCCUGUGGCUAAGAAAAUUGCUGUUGCUGCUGGCUGUAAAACCACUUCCUCAGCUGUCAUGGUUCACUGCCUGCGCCAGAAGACAGAGGAGGAGCUCCUGGAGACCACACAGAAAAUGAGAUUUUUGAAGGUGGAUUUAUUUGGAGACCCUAGUGAGAACUAUUUUCUCCUGCCCACUGUUAUUGAUGGAGUGCUGCUGCCCAAGGCGCCUGAAGAAAUUCUGGCUGAAAAGAACUUCAACACUGUCCCCUACAUGGUAGGAUUCAACAAACAAGAGUUUGGCUGGAUCAUUCCAAUGAUGCUGGAGCCCCCACCUACAUGUAUGAGUUCCAGUAUCGCCCAAGCUUCUCAUCACCCUUGAAACCCAAGACGGUGGUAGGAGACCAUGGAGAUGAGAUCUACUCAGUAUUUGGGUUUCCAUUUUUAAUAGAGGGUGCCUCAGAAGAGGAGAAAAACAUCAGCAGGAUGAUGAUGAAAUUCUGGGCCAACUUUGCUCGGACUGGGAAUCCCAAUGGGGAGGGACUGCCCUACUGGCCAGAGUACGACCAGAAGGAAGGAUACCUGCAGAUUGGUGCCAAAACCCAACAUGCCCAGAAACUGAAAGACAAAGAAGUGGCUAUGUGGGCCGAGAUUCUAGCCAAGGAGGCAGUGGCACAUCCACCCCAGAAAAAGCACAUAGAGCUUUGAGUGAGAGUCCCAGGCAGUCUUGGGAGCCUGAAACAGUUAACACAGGUGUAUUUUACAGCAGAUGCUUGUAGGCCAAGCCUGCAUAUGUUUGUUGAGGAUGAAGAAUUGUUUGUUGGGGGUGGGCAGAGUCCAGGAAUAGGGAAUGUUUGUACUGUGGCCUGAAUUUGGAGAUAAAUGUUGUUUUUGACACAAAA